This is a messenger RNA of Clunio marinus, 240 nucleotides long. NCBI's taxonomy places the organism in Eukaryota, Metazoa, Arthropoda, Insecta, Diptera, Chironomidae. The record is from the annotation of a GenBank genome assembly.
AUGAAACCUCCUGUAAAGAAACAAACAAAUUGUCUGAUUAAUUCCAUGAUCCAUUCUCAAAUUGCUGUAAUUGUGGUCACAAAAGAUCACGGAAACAAAAUCAUGUUCAAGUCUAUUCAGAGUUCACCAAUUGAGCAUUUAUUCAUAGAUAUUUAUAAUGAAACGGUCAUUCGAACCUGGAAAUCUCAAGAAAUUGAUUUAUACUGCAAAAAUCUUUUAUUAAAUCAUUUAUUGAAAUAG